CCUACCGAAUUGGCGAAAUAAACAUUUCAAAAUGGAGUGGAGUUACUCCGUCCGCUCUGUCCCAUAAGGCAACACUCGUAAACAAUAGGUGACCCACCAGUGUUGAAUAAUAUCGGAUUAUUAGUGCUUCGAGUGAAUAUGGCGAAGUCAGUGCUGAGUUCAGACUCAUUACCGAAGGCUGGAAGAGUCAACGAGGUGUGUCGAGAGUGGCUGGUUCACGAGGACGGCGCCCUGGCGUAUCGAUUGCAGGAUGAAGAGAUCAAGGAGCAUUACACAGGGAACAAAGUGCGUAAUGCCCAAGUGAGAGAGGAUUUGCCACGGGCACGGGUGGAGCAGCAGCUGGAGGAAUUGAGAUAUCAUUCACUGGUUCAACAGCAGGAAGAGAGAGACGCUAUGGUGGCUCGACAGGUAGCUCUGAAUCUCGAAAGAGAGGAGCGGAUGAAGGAGAGAGAACUCCAAGAGAGAAUGAGGCUUCAAUUACGACUGGAUGAUGAAGCGGCACAAGUCGAGGCUGAAUUGGAAAUGCAGAGACGUCUGCAGGAGGAGAAAGACCAAGAAUUAGCGAGGCAGCUCCAGGAGGAGGAGGAGCGAUCGGUGGACACGAGUGACGGUCCCAUCGAUGACCAGCUCCUCCAGGACCAGAAGCUAGCGAUGGAGGCCCAGGACGCCGAGCUAGCACGAAUGCUCCAGGAGAAGGAGAGGGCGAAGGCCAGACGUGCGAGGGAGCGUGCGAGGCAGAAAAAACUGGAGCGCCAGCUGCAGCAACAGCAACAGCUGGAGGUGCAGAACGAGAUGGAGAGGCCCCAGAGACCUGACAAGCUGGACUUGAAGGUCUCCUACGACAGAAAACCCAAGAAUCACCCUCAGUACCCGGACCCUGAGGAGAUCCAGGUCCUCGAGGAGCCAGAGGACAAUCGAGAGAUGCCCAAUGUUGCCACCAUCAUUGACCCAACGUACAGUGGAAGUGGGCAUCGCAGCACCACCUCCAGCAGCUCCAGCAACACUGUCAGUCCCUCGUACGUUCUGCCCACGCCUCCACAGGAAUUGAUGGACGAUGCCCCCUGCUACAUGCCCAUUCAGGGACAGAGACGCAUGCAGAUGCAGUCGCCUUCACUCUCACACGAGGAGAAACACAAACGCAGGGUCAAGGAUGGCUGCAAACACCAGUAGGGGUCGUGAUCUCAGAUGUAGUUUAGGGGAAAUCGGUGUAGGCGUUGGUCUUCUCACUUUCGUCACUCUUCCAGCGGUUCGGACUCACAUUCCAACGACACUAAUGCCUUAGGAUGGUGAGUUGUUCAGAGAGUUUUGGGGAGGGGAGAUGAUUGAGUUCUUCAGGGGAUUCAGAGGAAGUUUUUGAGGAGAUGGCGCAGGUCAUACGAUCCAUUUUGGAUGAAAAUGGCGAGAAAUAUUUCACUUGACAAUUCAACUAGAAGAUUUUUCAAGGAAACUUUCACGUGGAUUAAAUUUUGUAGAAAAGAAAGACCUUUUAAAUUCUAUAGAAAAGGGUAGUUGAGAAAUUUUAGAGGGAUUUGAGGGGAGAGAUGAUUGAAUUCUUCAGGAAAGUUUGGGGUUGAGGAGAUAUUAGAUAUGAUGGAUCUCGUCAAUCAGUCAUUUUAGGUGGAAAUGUGAAAAAGUAUUUUCGUAGAUAAUGAAAUUCUCUAAAGAACAUAUUCAAUUGCAUUUUCUGAAAAUAGACUUAUUGCGAAUAAUUCAAUCCUCUUAACAUUUUCAUAAGAAAAUUUCCAAUUGAAUCAUAAUUAGUAAUUUUUGGAGAAAAAAUCAUUCGACAUUUUUUCUAGAGCAUUUCCUAAGCUACAAAAAUGUUUUGUGAAAUUUUCUCCUAGCAUCACUCGUUAUCAAGAUAAUUGAACAAAUAGAACAAUUCAACUGGAAAUUUUUCGAAUUUUAUAGGAAAAAAUCUCUCGAAAGUUCUCAGUCACUCAUCACCUAGAUAAUUGAGCAUUCAACGCCACGUGAGUCUCCCCUCAUGAAUAAUUCAAUCAAACAUUCCUCUGGAAGUUGUCAGUAACUCGAGAAGAAUUCCCCACGGAUUUAAUCAUCUCCUCCCUCGCACAAUUGAAGUAAUGCGAAGUUUAACGUGCGACUGUUGCCAUAGUGCACUCCCUAACGGGAGUUAUCUUGGAGAAACGAAUAUGACGAUAAUAAUCACAGUGUUUUGUGCCUUUUCACGAGGCAUUGUUUGCAAUACGAGUGCUCAACUUGAAUGGUAUACACAACGGUAUCUGUAAUUUCAACGAAGUUGUUGAUAAUAAUAUGAAUUAUUUUAUUUUUAUGUAGUUACCACGCGAAAUUCAAUUUUCGUUUCGUAGGAACGACGUGUUCUGGAUGAAAAUACAUAUUAGUAUUUCAAAAUGAAAGGGCGUAACUGGAAUGGAUUUGGAAAAGACGUAAUUGAACACGAUUUUGACUAAAUGCAGAAUAUUUUUCAUUUUUAUGAAACUACGCAAACAUGAUAAUUCGAAUUUGAAUAAUUUGAAUUGUUCAAUUGUUGAAUUGACGAGAGAAUAGAAUUAUUCUUCUUACGAAACCAAUUCGAUUAAAUUGUAAUUGAUGUUUUCAAUUCUGACAUCAUUAUUUAUGGGGCAUUCCACGCUAUUUACAAUAACUUAUUAAUUAAAACCGGACUCGAUCACCAAAUGGAUCAAUCAAAUUAUCAGUAUUAUCUAAUGAUCAUACAGAAUCGUUAGCGAUUGAUGUAAUUAUGCUUAUCUAUUCACCGAUUCGUUACAACUCCAACAGCUACAUUGAUGACGCCCUAUUAAAAGUAAAAUUCUCAGUCUCUUCACCUCUUCUUCUCUCAUUUCUUCUUCUUUAAUUUCAUCCGAGUUACGUAUUAUUGAAUAAUUCUCCAGGACACGUCGAUAAAAGAGACAAUUUUCCAGUAAAAAGAGUAAAGUAUUGAUAUUCGAGUAUUUUUACUUUCGUAAUUAAUUGAUAGUGAAUCCAUUGGUUACUAAUGAUGUAAUCAGACUAUUUUAUACUAUUUCUAAUAAUUACUACUUCGCAAUAUUUAUCGAAAAAUGGAAGAGCGAUGGAAAAACAACAUUGCCAAAGAUCUGACACUUUAAAUGUUUGGCUCUGUACCAGAUUGUAACGAGUAUUAAACAAUAAUCGAGGUGACUUAAAUUUCAACGAUUAAUCAAAGUUAUGUACGUAAUGAUCUUGUUACUGUACUGCAUCAAUUGAGAGUUUAUAUAUGCGAGGAUAAUUCAAAUCAAAUUGUAAACGUGUUCAUAAUGAAUUAACUGACUAAUCAAUUGCCGAAAUGAAUAUCAAACAGUUAUUUAUCAGAAGAGUUCAAUUCCAGGACUUUUUCCUCGGAUUUAACGACUCAAUAAUCCAAAUCAUGAAAAUUGCAAAGACUUUAUUAUUAAUCAUAAAACAAUUAAUUGACAGGAAAUGACUUUUUUUUAAUUCCAGGACUUUUUUCCUCGAAUUUAACGAAUUAAAAAUUCAAAUUGUAGAAUUGUAAAUCUUUUUUUGUUAUUAAUUACAGUAGGGAAAUAGUUAAUUGACACAAUUAAGUACAAUACCCCACAUGAAUCGAACGACGAAGGCCUCACUUUAAUCAACAAAUGAUUAACAUUAAUGUAGAGAUUAUACAUUUAAAAUAAGAUGGAUUCAUUAAUCGAGGGCUCUCUCAACAAAAUGGUACACGAUAGAUUUUUUUUAUAUGUUUAUUGCAUUAUUAUAGCUAUACAUGAGCAUAUCAAUAAAUUAUUUACAACUGUAUGUUACAAGGUUUUACUUUCUCCGAAUAAUAAACGAAAAAAAACAAA
This is a messenger RNA of Diachasma alloeum, 3800 nucleotides long. Its product is annotated as trichohyalin. The transcript has 6 exons. The coding region runs from base 139 to 1170 and encodes 343 amino acids. Lineage: Eukaryota; Metazoa; Arthropoda; Insecta; Hymenoptera; Braconidae. The record is from RefSeq and is a predicted model, not a curated record.